AUGUAUAACACUGAUAAAUACUUUGAUUUCGAUUCACCGAAGAGAACAGAAACAAAAAUUAGUAAGAAAACAAAGCAGCAAUCUUUAUUGGGGAUUUUGCUACUAGUAGGAGCCGCUUAUUAUUACUUCAUGAUUUAUUUACCAGAAGAAGAAAUUAAGCAGUUAGAAGUUAAACUACAGGCGGAGAUUGACCGAAUAAAAAAUGCUCAACCUGAUGAUGUUGAAUUUAAUGAAGCUGUGAAAUGGUUACAAGAACAUCAAAAAACUCCGGAGCAACUACAAAAAGAACUAGAAGAUCACAUAAAAAUUUCUAAUGUUCUAGUUGGUCGUUACAAUCAAGAUGCCAAAUUAUUUCCUGACGGAGAUAAACACGAAGAUUUUCACUUUUCCCGAGCUGCUACUUAUGAUAUUCACUUCCCACCUUCUAUGAAAGAUUUUUUUGAAUUAGGGAAAGAAAAAAAUAAAAAAAACUGUUACCUAUUAGACAAAAAUGAAGAUUUAAUUUGGUCUACACCCGGAACCGGCAAAUCAGCUACUGUGAAAAAGAUUUGUAUUGAGGCUGAUGAAUGCCCUUUGGUAAUAGUUAAAGGUUCCUCCUUAACCCCUACUAAGCAAGAUUAUGAUGCCGGCAUUGCUCCUUUGCAGAAAUUUGUUUAUACGAUUAGUGAAUUAGAAAAUCCAACCAAAUAUAAACUACCAAGUGGCUUUAAUAUUCCCUCGCUUCCUGAUCGUUGGCAAGAUACGGCUGGCUUAAAUGAAGAAGAUAACAAAUGA
Entrophospora sp. SA101 is the source of this 774-nucleotide messenger RNA. Lineage: Eukaryota; Fungi; Glomeromycota; Glomeromycetes; Entrophosporales; Entrophosporaceae. The record is from the annotation of a GenBank genome assembly.